This is a messenger RNA of Macroventuria anomochaeta, 2382 nucleotides long. RefSeq names its product acetyl-CoA synthetase-like protein. The transcript has 2 exons. Gene Ontology annotation, molecular function: long-chain fatty acid transmembrane transporter activity; long-chain fatty acid-CoA ligase activity. The record is from RefSeq and is a predicted model, not a curated record. The coding region runs from base 131 to 2182 and encodes 683 amino acids. NCBI's taxonomy places the organism in Eukaryota, Fungi, Ascomycota, Dothideomycetes, Pleosporales, Didymellaceae.
UCAACGCACAGGCUGGCCUUCCUGUUUCGAUGCUGACAGCUGCUUCCUCGUACUUCAUAUUCGUUUCUCUCCUGUGAAAACCCAGUCUUCUUGUUCUUUCGCAAUUAGCAACCUUCAUUGACUUUCCGCGAUGACAGCUCUUCCCCUCGCUGUUCCCGCCGCAGCUGCAGGCCUGGCUUAUCUCAACGCCCGCCAUGGUAUUAGCUACGACUGGCCGAUGCUCUCUUCCUUCAUCUCAGCGACCGUUCGCAUGAUACGCGCAGAACGCCGCGAUCAGCUCAACGUCUUCUACGAACUGGAAGCGCUCGCUCAGGGUCCUCGAGCAGACCACCCAUGGAUUAUCUUUCACGGACGGACAUGGACAUACCAUCAGGCGUACGACAUUGUCCUGAGAUACGGCACAUGGCUGAAAAGCAAGGGCGUUCAGCAGGGCGAGAUUGUCGCCAUGGACUUUGUCAACUCAGAGACGUUUAUCUGGAUCUGGUUCGGUCUGUGGAGUAUCGGCGCAAAGCCAGCCUUCAUCAACUACAACUUGACGGGCAAGUCGCUCAUAGACACAAUCAAGAUGUCAACAGCGCGCCUGGUGCUCGUUGACGAAGAGAGCAAGGCUAACUUCGCGGAACACGUCAUGGCAGAGCAUGGCUUCGUCCCUGCACCUGCGACGAUAGCAGACGGGCAACAGGCGAACUACGGCUUUGAGAUGGACCAAAGUGAAGUGCCACGCUCCGUCAAGAGCCAGGCAUUAGCACAAGUGCAACAGCAGGGCAUUACUGCAACUCCACAAAAGAGACAGCUCGAAGUCGUCUUCUUCGAUAAGCAGCUGCAGGACUCGAUCCUCAUGCUCCAGCCGAUCCGUCAACCCAACUCCUGCCGCGCCGACCAGAAGCGCAACACCAUGGCAAUGCUCAUCUACACAAGUGGUACUACCGGAUUGCCCAAGCCUGCCGUCGUGACGUGGGCCAAGUGCAAUGGCGGUGCAAAGUUCGUCUCUAGCUGGCUCGACAUCAAGAACGACAUAAUGUACACCUCCAUGCCACUCUACCACUCCUCUGCCUCCAUCUUGGGCGUAUGCGCCGUGCUCCGUGCCGGCAGCACCAUCUGUCUUUCUUCCAAAUUCAGUCACAAAACCUUCUGGCCCGAGAUAAGAUCCAGCAAAUCAACAAUCAUCCACUACGUUGGCGAGACCUGCCGCUACCUGCUCUCCGCCCCUCCUUCUGCCCUCGACAAAGCGCACCAUGUCCGCGCGGCCUUUGGCAAUGGUCUACGCCCUGAUGUCUGGGAGCCGUUCAAGGAACGGUUUGGCAUCAAUACCAUUUUCGAAUUCUAUGCAGCCACAGAAGCACCAGGUGGAAUGUGGAACCGCAGCGACAACCCUUUCUCCUCCGGCGCCAUUGGACGAAACGGAACACUUGCUUCACUUCUGUUCUCCCCAGGCAUGUGCGUCGUACGUACCGACCCUGACGCCGAUGGUGCACAGCCGCUGCGCAGCAAAGACACCGAAUUCUGCCAAGUGUGCGACUGGAACGAGGCUGGCGAGUUGCUGUACAAACUGGAUCCUGCGAACAUCGAACUGAAGUUUCAAGGCUACUUUGCGAACGACAAGGCGACGACCAGCAAGAUUGUCAGGAAUGUGAAGAAGUUGGGCGACGCAUACUUCCGCUCCGGAGACCUCGUGCGAUGUGACAAAGAAGGGAGAUGGUGGUUCGUAGACCGCAUCGGCGACACAUUUCGCUGGAAAUCCGAGAACGUCAGCACAGCAGAAGUCGCGGAUGCAAUCGGUCGACAUGCCGAGGUUGAUGAAGCAGCUGUCUACGGUGUCCAAGUCCCAGGCCACGAUGGGCGGGCUGGGUGUGCCGCUGUUGUGCUGAACGCAUCUGCAUUGUCCACGUCUGCCAACACUGAGAAAGGUAUAGCAGUCAAAGGCGAUGUGUUGGAGUCACUCGCUACACAUGUGACGAAAGAGUUGCCGGCGUUUGCGAGACCCAUAUGGAUCAGGAUCACCAAGCAAUUGCAGACCACAGGGACGAACAAGCAGCAGAAGCACCUGUUACAGAAGGAUGGAAUCGACCUGCAGGCGGUCGAACAAGCCGGCGAUGCACUGUACUGGCUCAGCGACGGGAUGUAUGUACCUUUCACGGCCAAGGAGCUGAAGAAGAUUGAAGGUGGCGGAGUGAAGCUCUAGAUGCUGUGGUUGUCGUAAGUCCUGUCAUUUGGCUUCUGGACAUCUCGUUCCAUCAGAUACGUUGCUGCGUAUCUCAACAGACUCGUUUCCCAAGUCCAGUCCACCUCGACAUCUUCCAUAACGUUCUUCAAUUGCCUUGGUCAUCGUCAAUGUUUUCAGGUUUUCCCCAACCAUCACUGUACAUAAAGGUCAUCCUUGAA